Zingiber officinale is the source of this 3321-nucleotide messenger RNA. RefSeq names its product transcription factor bHLH49-like. Bases 1423 to 2454 code for a protein of 343 amino acids. The record is from RefSeq and is a predicted model, not a curated record. Gene Ontology annotation, molecular function: protein dimerization activity; DNA-binding transcription factor activity. Gene Ontology annotation, cellular component: nucleus. NCBI's taxonomy places the organism in Eukaryota, Viridiplantae, Streptophyta, Magnoliopsida, Zingiberales, Zingiberaceae. The transcript is spliced from 11 exons. Gene Ontology annotation, biological process: regulation of DNA-templated transcription.
GGGGCUCUAGGCAGCCGACCUAUGACGUGAGCCGGGCCUGGUUGGUGUCGGCGUACGGCCGGAGGUUCUACGCCACUAAACUGGACUUCGCCGCACGCCGGAUCGGGGCGAUCGGCUUCCAGGUCGGGCACCAGCUCAUCGAGAGGUUUCCCUCGACUCUUUCUAUUGUUUGGGCUGAUCGUGUGAGGUUUAGUGGGCAGGAGCCGUCGUUUCUGGACGAUAACUGCGAAUGCCGAAGAUAUACAAUUGAACGUCCUCGAUUUAGUGAUUAUUUUUCAAAUGCAUGGUUAGAGCUGUUCAAGAAGCAGAUUGAUAACUUGAAGACCAAUCACAGGGGCACCUUUGUUCUGCAAGACAACAAGUUCCGUUGGUUUACUCUUGUAUCUAUUGAUCCUUCAUCGGAAGACGAUGAAGCAUCUCAGGGCUCUUCGUCUGAAGCCGCAAACAUGCUUCUACACUUCCCAUGUGGAAUUAUAAGGGGAGCCUUGUCAAAUGUGGGAAUUUCCUGUGCUGUUUCUGCUGAUGCAUCAAAUCUCCCUUCAUAUAUGCCAUUCAUAAUUGUGAAUGCACUGAAGUUUUUCAUCUAAAAUUGCAUCAUCACAUGAAAUUGGAAAUGUUACUCAUGCAAAUACACAUAAAGCAAUUCAUUUAGACAUAAAGUUCAUCCAACCAGUUCAGGUUUAAAUUUCAAUCUCAUUCAUUUCUACCAGAUUUAUAAUGUUAUUUUGUUUAUUUCUGCCUUUAAAUUUCUAACACAUCUGGCCUAUUUCCAUGUUAUUUGAGCUUAUAAAAGCUCUCCAUCUGAUUGUUAUAUUAAUUCAUUCAAUCAAUAUUACAAAAGUUUGUACUAGAUCUUUCUGUUUUAUCCUGUAACAUUGCGUAAAAGUCUAGAGAACUCAUCAAAGGACAUUGGAUGUUACUGAUGCCGUUUUGAUUCUCAAGGAGUUGCUUGUUGCAUUUUUUUUUAUGAAAGAAAUUCAAGUUCAGAAAAACUCCCUUAUUAUCUAUUUCUUGAAACUACAUUGCUACUGUCUGAGAACAUAUUUGCUUAUUUUCUUAAUAGAUUUUAUCUGAAACAGCUGAGGUGAUCACAUUUCUGAGCAUCUCUAAUCGCAGAAACUGACUUCAACAUAUCUGGACAAGGCUAUUUACGUUUAAUUCAUGGACAAAUACGGUUGCAUAUUCACUAUAUUUUUUAAGACUGAUAAAAAGCAAGGGCCUUUUAAUUCUGUAUAAACUAAAAACUAAGUGCUGUGAUCAUAUCUAUGGAAGCAGGUUCAUUGGAGGUUAUCAUGAAGGCUUUUGGAUCAUAACAUCCAUUUUCUUUCAGAAUGAUUGGUGAAGCUUGCGAAUUUUUAGAUAGGCAAGCAUCACGAGAUCGAAAGAAAGGGUAAGCUUCCCAAUCAAUUUCAGAUAAGCCAGAUGAGCAUUUUUCCUCUUGGAAACAAAGGCGGUGGUGGAAGGAUCGAUGCUUCGAUGUCACGGUGUAACGAUCUUCCACAUUCUUCAAUGGCGGCGCAGGGAUUGGGCGUAGAAGGAUUCUCAGGGGCUCGUCUUCCUCCUGUUUCCCCUCGUUCGACUGUUUCUCCGGUCGCAGAUAUGGAAAUAGCAGGUGGAGGCAUUUUUGAUGCCUUUGGACCAUGCCAUCCUGUGGCUCUUCAAACCAACAUAUCGAAGGAAUUUACAAGAACUAGGUUUCAGAAACUCACAAUGAAUAUGAAUAAAUCCAAAGAUAUUGCGUCUUAUCUCCAACAAGAACUGACAAGGGGUGAUCAUUCUAAAACCGUCUUCUAUGAAUGUAACCAAGAACCAAGCACCAAUUUAACUGAUGCUUCAAGGGAUUCAUGUCCAGGUGAUCUUGGUGCAAAGAAGUGGAAAAGGAGUCAUCAGGAAAUGGGUAGCCAAGUAAAACAAAGACCAGAAUCUUCAUCAACAAACACAAGUGGCAAUUUUGAACCUAAACAAAAUGUUGAGCCAAGCAACUUGGUGACGGAUGGUAUGCUUGUAAAAGAUUGCUCAAAGAUCCCAAAGGAGGAUCACUUUUCUGUUAGAAUUCGGCAUGGACAAAUAACUAAUAGCCAUAGCAUAGCAGAAAGAUUAAGAAGAGAGAGAAUUAGUGAAAGAAUGAAAUUUCUCCAAGACCUUGUACCUGGCUGCAGUAAUGUCACAGGGAAAACACACGUGCUAGAUGAGAUCAUAAACUAUGUUCAGUCACUUCAACAGCAAAUUGAGUUUCUGUCGAUGAAACUUGCAGCUGUCUGCACUCAAAACGACUUUAGUAUGGAAGGACUUCCAUCUAGCGAUCUUCAUUUUUGGGAUGGAACUUCAUCAGCCUUUGGAUUGGCACAGCAGAUGGUUCAUCGUCAUACUUACACCUCCAAAGGAUUUGAUUCCAAUUGGGAUCUGUACCAUGGUGGACACUACGAACUGUUGGAUUCCCUUGGCAUAUACUAAUCUAAAAAUUGCCUUCUUAUCAUAUUUAUGUAAAUCUAAAUAUGAUAGUUUAACAUACAUAUGGCAGUAGUUCUUGCUUAAAUUGGAGCACCUAAUGACAGGAUGAAACUAGGUCUGGUAUUUACAUGUCACUCUAGAAGUGUGCAUUCCUUUGGAGAUUAUCCCAUUGUUCAUACAGUUUUUCAAAGUUUAAAAUGCUACACUUUGAAUCCCUCUCUUUGUGAUGGCAAGCCGCAUCUGACGGUACCUUAAUGAAUUAUUACAAACCAGUAAGCUCCAACUAUUUUCAAUUUUUAUGAUAUUGCAGAUGCACAAUUAGUAGAACGAAGAGCUGAAGAUUAUUCUGAAAAUUACAAGUGGUACUAAAGCUCAAGAAAGUGCCAAGUUUGAAGAUUAUUCUGAAAAUUACAAGUGGUACUAAAGCUCAAGAAAGUGCCAAGUUUGAAAGGAUUGACUAUGAAGAAUAACUAGUUUGCUCAUUUAGAGUUAACACCCUGCAUUUGGCUGGCUUGUUUAGCCUGAUAACAGCUUUUGAUUUUUGUGGAUUGAUGUAAAAUUUAUUCUAAUAGUUUCUAAAGUUCGUGAAGGGGAGUCUUGCCACAAUGAUAAAGUUAUUACUUUGUGAUCAAAAGGUCACGGGUGUAAUUUCUGGAAAUAGUCUCUUGUAAAAAGUAAGGUAAAGUUGCGUAUAAUGGAUCUUUCCUCGGGACCCCACAUAACGGGAGCUUCGUGCAAAAUCCUGUCUGAACUCUGAAGAUUCUUGUAUCAACAACAAAGCAGUUUGUCAUGCUGAUUAUACUCUACUAUGUAAUGGUCCAUUAUCCUAAACUAUUAUUUUACUAACAAAUAGUUCAUCUUUGGAAUGAA